This is a messenger RNA of Verticillium dahliae VdLs.17, 2244 nucleotides long. RefSeq lists its product as uncharacterized. The transcript is spliced from 3 exons. NCBI's taxonomy places the organism in Eukaryota, Fungi, Ascomycota, Sordariomycetes, Glomerellales, Plectosphaerellaceae. The coding region runs from base 1 to 2244 and encodes 747 amino acids. The record is from RefSeq and is a predicted model, not a curated record.
AUGGUUUACUGGCAACCGUCUCUCACGGAGAAGGACCGCGAAGACUACCUGAAAGCGUUCGAGGAAUUUCUGGGUCAUUCGACUACGACCAGGCAUGCCUUCCAAUCAGGGCUUAACUGGCAUCGAUCCACGCGAGCCAUCAACAACCCCAAUUGUGCGUGGGAUGUCGAUCAUCCCCAGCGACCAGAAGAGCAGCGAUCUCAGAUGGACGCUGAAAUCAUUCGGCGGCUGGAGAUCGCGCGCCACGUGCAAGACAAGAUUCGUGCCGCGCCUGCGGCAGGUGAUAUUGAUCAGCACGAGCUCCCGGAAUGGACGGAGGCAGAACUUCGCAACUUUUCCUACAACAUGAUGCAGUUUUCUCUUUUCUUCUGCACGAGCCUUUCGAAAUUGGAGUAUUCUAUGGAAGACGCUCCAAGCUGGUGGUGUACACAAAUGAGAGGCGUCGAGUCUGCACUAGCCCACUUCCUUCAAAAGAAUUAUCCCCACCUUGAGGACGAAUCAGGUUCGGAGCCUGAAUCUCAAGCUCCCUAUACUCCCAGGAGACAGGCCGCAGCCACAGGGGCCAUCGGCCGAAGUGUUGCCCAGCGACAAGCGGCCAGAGACCGUGAUGGCAACCGGUGCAUCUUUACAGGAUCCUCAUCGGUGGAUGUCUGUCACAUCUGGCCCUUCGCCGUCAACAAUUCUCCCGGAAAAAGGAAGACCCUGCGACGAACGUUGACAUUUUUCACCUUGGUCGCCUUCCCUGGAAGCGGUUUCACAAACCUCAAGCGCCUGCUAUGCCCCAGCGACGACAUCGCAAGCUCCGACAAGGCCUGGAACAUGCUAACAAUGGCCCCAACACAACACCGCGACUGGUCCAAGGUCCGAUUCGGCUUGAAAUUCGUCGACGGCUCGGUGAAAGCAUUGGGUGUAAACGCAGCACACGGCGACGGCGCUCGUCACGCUGGACACAAGAAGAAAGCAACCGAAGAAGCCCCGGAGACGCCCGAGGCAAAAGUUGGCAGGCCGUCGAGAACCGAGAGCAUCAGUUCCCGGCCCAGAAGGACGGGUGCACCAGAAGAAGCCUCUGGUCCCAGCACCCAGGACAACGACGCAUCUGAGUGGUCCAGCUACUCGGUCGAGCUGCAUUGGCUGCCGAGGCGUAUUGUGGAGGCGCUCAGUAAGCAUACCACCGAUUCCGGCAGCGACCUGUGCUACAACAAGAUCAAAAUCGAUUCCGAUGAAGAGGCAGAGUCGUUGAGAGCUACACUGAGCGACAUCUUCGCAAACAAAUACUCCACAGACAAAGACACGACAGACGAGGACAUCAAAGGGAAAGGACCCGCCGACGUGGAUGAAGCCCCUCCCCAGGCUCUCAUGUGGGAUUCUUCGGGCCGGCCGGUCGAGUCUGGCCACGUUUUUACCCUCCGAGCUGCCACCGCCGAUAUGGCGAAGACCGAGGCGAUGAUUCGGACGCAAUGGCUGAUGCUCAAGAUAGCCGCGUUGUCUGGCGCUGCCGAAGCAGUGGAUCGUUUGAACAGAAAGCCACCAAUGCCCCCCAGAGUGGGAACUUUCAAGACCAACGCCCAAGGCGAAUGUGAGUAUAUCCCACGGUCACCUGUGCAGACGACCCCGCAGGCCGAAGCCCACGAGACGAAGAAGGAAGAAGAUACCAAGAUGCAGAUUCUCACAGACGAAUGGCUCGAAGCGGCUCAAGCGGAAAAGCUGGCGACUCUGACCGAGACGGAGAUGAUCACAUCCAACAUGCCCGAAGAGGCUAUCACAUCCAAUGUGCCCGAAGAGGCUCAAGUGGAGGAGCUGGCGAUUUCGACCGAGACGAAGAACCCCGGGUCCAAAGAGGCACGCAAGGAACCGUCGACGACCAUCGCUGAGACGGAGACUCUGUUACAUGAAGACCCUGCAGCCCCAACGCGGACCAAGCGAGCCAAGGAACACGUCAAGACGCUCGCCCACAGGGCCAUGUCCAUGCUGAGCAUGCGGUCCAGCGCGCAACACGAGAAGCGGUCGGCGAAGCCCGGCGACCCGCAACACGAAAAGCAACCGGCCAAGACGGGAGUCUUGCAGGCGGUGGAGGCGGGAGGAGAGACUGUGUCCCAGGCCAAGGUGCCAGAGCGGGUCUCCAGUCUUGCCACUGGGCAGCCCGCAGGCGAAAGAAAGGCAUCGGGUCUUGUGGGCAGAAUGCGUGCGGCGUCGAGCGAAGUGCACAAGCUUGCGGAUCGAACCAAGUCUCUCAUGAAGAAGUGA